AUGGCGCGGACGACCCAGUUCAUCCCGCUGAUCGACGUGGGGGAGAAAGUGGUGGGAUUCCUCCUGGGGAAGGCCGGCAAGAGUGAUAACCAGGUACAGGAGAUGACUGGGGAGGAGAUUGUGGAAUGUUUGGGAAAGCAUGCCCACGCGAACAUCGAUGCCCUCUUGGACGACUUGGACCCGUCCCACAUUCCCCCCGAAGUGACGCGGCCAUCAGUUGACGCCGCCGUGGCGUUGGGGGACUGGUUUGCCAAGAACUUCCAAAUGACGGCGCGCGCCAAGGAGGUAACCAAAGACUUCAUGGAGGCCCGCGCGCGUUUCGCAUCCACGCCGCCCCCCACCCUCGCGUCUGCGGAAAGGCUCGUAGGACAUGAUGUCGUGUCUAAGGUGAACCCCAUGCUGACCUUGCAGCGCAUCGCCAACAAUUGGAACGUCAAAGCUUUCGCGCAGAACCCCUUCACCACCGACGCCGACAUCGGGGCUCUGCAGCUGGAUUACGUCAUUCUGACGCACAUGGGCUUCCUCCUCGUCGUAGCCGGUCGCGUCACUGCGGCUGCGUGCGCGGCCGACAGCGAGAGCUUCGUGAGAACCGCCAACCGUAUGAUGAAGUGGGACCCCAGCGUCGUCCUCCGCGACCUGCGCGAGGUGGUGCCCGAGGGCGCUGCGGGCGCGCGCGAGGAGGGGGACCAAGGCGUGGCCGAUCAGAUCUGCCAAGGCUUGAAGGACAUGCUCGACGGCAAGCCGGUGGAUCUCGACCAGCUCCGCGCUCUGGAGGCCCCUCUCGUCGCCGAGGUGCGCGGCCAGAGCGCGCCGGCGUCGCAGGUGGGCGCCCCUCCGCCCGUGGGCCCGCCGAGCCGGCUGGGCGCCUCGGCCGCGACAGCGUCGGGGCUCACGCAAGCCGCGCUCCCGGCCGCAGACGAGGCAGCAGCAGGAGCUGGGGGCUCUCGCAAAGGGAUGCGCGCUGAGGCCCCGCUGGCGGAGGACAGUUUCGAGGAGGAGCCUGGGCUCAAGAAGAGGAUCCUGGUGUCUAUCCUGAGCAGCGCUCAGAACCCGUACACGGCUGCCAACAGCAAGUCCUCGUCCACUGGGGCCACCCCAGAGGUCAUCGAGAGUUCCAUACGCCUGAUGAUUCGGUUCGCCGACGCCGCUGGCUUCGGAACCCUCCAACACGGAGGGUCCGCGGUGCAAAUGCACCAGGUGCUUGCCGAGCGCAAAGACGCUGUUUACCAGGAGCUCCAAUCACGCUUGGGCCUCACGCCAAAAGGCACAAAGAAGAUGAAGGAUGCAAAUGAUGUUCGGGUGCCGUCGUCGGACUUCGACUUGGCAAACUUCAUGAGCAAGGCCUCCCUUCUGGGGGACAUCUUGAAGAACGCCGCCUGA
Prorocentrum cordatum is the source of this 1380-nucleotide messenger RNA. The record is from the annotation of a GenBank genome assembly. NCBI's taxonomy places the organism in Eukaryota, Dinophyceae, Prorocentrales, Prorocentraceae.